Messenger RNA from Metopolophium dirhodum (rose-grain aphid), 2561 nucleotides. RefSeq lists its product as uncharacterized. The transcript has 6 exons. Bases 528 to 2129 code for a protein of 533 amino acids. Lineage: Eukaryota; Metazoa; Arthropoda; Insecta; Hemiptera; Aphididae. The record is from RefSeq and is a predicted model, not a curated record.
UCGUUGGGUCGCCUCUCCUCCGCACACCAACCUCAACAGCAAUACAGCUUGCUUAGUAUUAUUACCGAUUAUACAAAUAUUACUUUCGCCGCGGACCGUUUUGACAGUGAAUAACCGAAAAUCGCCGUGCAUAUGAGUUAGUCGAUUUGAGUUUCAUCAAAAACAUAUUAUUAUUAUUCAACUAGGUAUUUAGGUGCAUAUAUUAUAUAUAUAUAUUUAUUAUAUUAUAUACAUAUAUAAUAUAUUGUAUACAUAAUAUUAUUAUAUUGAUAAUUAUUAUUUAUUUAUUACUCGUUGUAGUCCACCCGUUGAAAAAUAAUCCACGCUUACUCAAUCAGACAAUAUAAUAUGUUAUUAUAUUAUAUACCUACCUAAUACGUUUCUGACGGAAUAAAAUCGAUCGAAUGUAAUACACUCAUUAUUCUUAAUAAUAUUAUUCCGAUAAAUCUAUUUUAUUUUUUCGAUUUUUGUUCUCAAUCGUUGAGAAAAGUACGCGAUACAAAUUAACAUAACAUUAAUAUAAAACAAUGUCGACUGUGAAUAACCCCACGGUAGCGUCGGUUUUCAACGAUUGCAGCAACACAACGACGGCGAUCGAGAAUGAUAUUUCGUGUCGGCCGCCCGGUAAAAACAACAAGAUUUCGGGAAGAAAAAAGCUAACCUUAACACCGGAACUAAAACGAUUAUCAUUUGGUUCCAUAAAGACACAGUGUUCUUUAAGUGAUUCAAGAUUCAUUUGUUUAAAUGGCUUCCAAUAUUUUAAAAACAAAGAGAUUACGUUAGAAGAAAACAUGGAGCUCAUUAGUGAAAACAUAUUAGUAGAAAGAAAAUAUUUCCAAGAGGUUGUUGACAGUUUACUAAGUCAAGUUGUACAGCUGGAAGAAAAUAUUGACUUGAAAACAGUCAAGAUUGAAAACUUGCAACUGUACAAUUCGGAAAAAUUGAAAAUUAUUAACUCGCUUACGAUGGCGCUUAACGAAACCAAGUGGAAGCGUGACACCAUGCAACAGUUUUGUGAAGAACAUGCUCCAAAUGUACUUUAUAAAAGUAUGAUGUUAGUCAGUUGUGUUUUGGAUAAAAUAUCCGUUUUUAAAUCUAAUCAGGAUAAACUACAUUCAUGUUUAAUCAAUUUGGAAGAAGAUUGUCUGUUAGUUAAAGCAGUCAAACAGCUCAAAUCUGGUUGUGACAAAUGUAUUAGUGUCAUUGAGAAAGCUACUAUCAGAGAGCUGUCUUACGCAUUAAUGAAUGAGAAAGAUUUUAAUGGUACAAUAAAACACACCAUUUACAAUCUACAAAAUUUCCUAUUCAAUGUACCACUUGACUGUAAUUCUGCCGUUGAAAAUAUCGGUUUGUUGAAAAUCACUCAGGAUGGUGAACAUAAUUUAGAGAAUAUGAUUGGCUUGUGGGAAUUAGUGAAGGAUUUGUUCCAGAAACAUCAAUACCUGACAAAUAAAAUCAUUUCACUCAACAUGCAGAAAAUUGGUUUGAAGUUACAACUUGAUGAAAUGGAAAAUAAUAGGAAGGAGCUUGAACUAAAGGCUAUGACAGAAAUCGAAGUUGUGGAGAAAAAAGAAGAAUUAUUAAAUCAAAAUGAAUCGAUGAUUCAACAACAUUGGGAUGAAAUGGAUACUAGUCAAGAAAUAGUUAUGCAAACUCAAAGAGCUCAAGAUAUUGAUCAAGAAUUAGAAGAUCUUCAAAUAGAAUACCACAGUCACGACAAAUAUAACAGACAGUUGAAAACAGAUUUGUGUCAUCUUGAAAAUGAAUUGGCCGAGUAUCAGCUCAAAUGUAAUCAAAUGGAAAUUGAAAACAAACAAAUUGAAAUUGAGAAAAUUAACAUUUUAGAAGCAUAUGCCAAAUCUUGGGGACAUUACAAUGAUAAACAAAAGAUCAAAUACACAGGGAGGCUUAUAAAAGACAUAGAUUCCAUUACGCAGGAAAUUAAAUCAUUAGAAAUGGAUUUUGAAAAACAAGUACAUAACAUUACAUCUACUGUCCGAACUCCGGUUUUUAGUAAAACUCAAACAAAGUCCGAGAAAACAACACGGUCAUAUGGAGUUAUUGAUACAUACAAACGUCCAAACAAAAGUUUGUUUCGGGAAGGUGUUGUCCGUAAUUUACGUUACUAAUGAUCGAAUUAGUUUACCUCAAUAAUGUAAUAGUGCUGUCAACUGCGUUUUCACUUUUCUAUGACUGAUUUUAUUUUAUUCACACAACCAAUUACAUAUUAUAUUAAUUAAAUUAAUUUUUUUUUUUUUGGUAUGGAAUUUUUUUUUUAAUUUUAACAUUCAUACUUGAUGUAAUAGAUUUUAUAAUAUUUGUUUUAGAAACAUAUUUAUUUUUUUUUAAUUUUUAAACUGUUGCUACUGUAUGAAAUUUAGUUGUUUUAAUAAUUAUAAUAAAUAGGUGAUGAUUUAAUUUUUGGUAAGCAUUGUACCUCAUAAAAAUAUAUUCUAAUGAUAGGACCUACAUGUUACUAGCUAAUUAAUAAAUAUGUUGGUAUUGAUUAAUUGCUGGACAACAUAUGAUCAAUAUGAAAUUGUUAAUUAAUUACAAACCGA